Paralichthys olivaceus (Japanese flounder) is the source of this 1116-nucleotide messenger RNA. The record is from RefSeq and is a predicted model, not a curated record. Lineage: Eukaryota; Metazoa; Chordata; Actinopteri; Pleuronectiformes; Paralichthyidae.
AUGCUGCCUGUGUUCUGUGUAGUCGAGCACUACGAGAACCCCAUGGACUUCGACAGCAAGGAGGAGCACGCUGAGUUCGUCCUGGUGCGUAAGGACAUGCUCUUUAACCAACUCAUUGAGAUGGCCCUGCUGUCGCUGGGCUACUCCCACAGCUCGGCGGCCCAGGCCAAAGGCAUGAUUCAGGUGGGGAAGUGGAACCCUGUCCCCCUGUCAUACGUGACAGACGCACCGGAUGCCACAGUGGCUGACAUGCUGCAGGACGUCUACCACGUGGUCACGCUUAAGAUCCAGCUGCACAGUUGUCCUAAGCUGGAGGACCUGCCACCUGAGCAAUGGAGCCACUCUACAGUAAGAAACGCCCUCAAGGAGUUACUCAAAGACAUGAAUCAGAGCUCUCUGGCUAAAGAAUGUCCCUUAUCACAGAGUAUGAUUUCCUCCAUUGUGAACAGCACUUACUAUGCAAAUGUGUCGGCGGCGAAGUGUCAGGAAUUUGGGCGCUGGUAUAAACAUUUCAAGAAGACAAAAGAUAUGAUGGGCAUGCGCCAACCCUCCCAGCUUGAGGGCUACCUGGGUACGUGUGUCCUCCGUGAGAGCCCGCGUGCCAAUGCAUUAGCUGAGAUGGACGGCCUGUCUGACCUGUCCCCACCGAGCUCUAACCACAACCACAAUCACCUGGGCUUCUCCCAGCAGCAGCAGCAGCCCAUCCCCGGCAGCACAGCAGAACAGACUCCCUCCUCGCCAGUGCCGCCGCUGCCUCACGCUCCACCGUCACACGGUGGUCAGACAGGAGGUCGGCAGCCCCAGCUCCCUGGCCUGCACCACCCGGGCCUGGUGUCCACGCCCAUUAGCCCCCAGCUGGUCAACCAGCAGCUCGUGAUGGCACAGAUCCUCAACCAGCAGUAUGCAGUGAACCGGCUGCUGGCGCAGCAGUCCCUGUCACAGCAGUACCUCAACCACCCACCUGUCAACCGCAGCUCCCACAACAAGCCCAUGGAGCCACAGGUGGGGUCCAACACGGAGGUGUCCGUCGAGAUUUACCAGUGGGUGAGGGACGAGUUGAAGCGAGCUGGCAUCUCUCAGGCCGUCUUCGCCCGUGUGGCUUUCAACAGAACCCAG